Messenger RNA from Brugia malayi, 1041 nucleotides. RefSeq lists its product as uncharacterized. The record is from RefSeq and is a predicted model, not a curated record. The coding region runs from base 1 to 1041 and encodes 346 amino acids. Gene Ontology annotation, biological process: biosynthetic process. Lineage: Eukaryota; Metazoa; Nematoda; Chromadorea; Rhabditida; Onchocercidae. The transcript has 7 exons.
AUGCCUCCUCAGAUAAGAAUUACUUCAUCCGAGCAAAAAAAGAUAUCAUUUUCAACCGCUCUAUGUAGAACUAUUGGAAAUGAUUUAUCCCAAAAGUCUUCAAUAAAAAACAAAAAUCCAUCGCAACGAAAUCCUCAGUUAAAACCUCCUUCCAAAAAGGCAAUAAACGAAGCCCUUCAUCAAUGUUUACAAAUAACUCGUGAGCGAGAUUAUACAAAUUAUGUUGCUGGUUUAGUAAUGCCAUCGGAAAUUCAACCUGCUUUGUUUACCCUAUUGGCUUUUAAUGUAGAAUUAGCCAUUGUUCGAGAUCAAGUUGUUCGUAAUUCGGGAGUUUCCGGAAUAUAUCGUUUGCAGUUCUGGAAAGAUGCAUUAGAUGUUUUAUAUGGUCAAGCAAAAGGACCACUACCUCGGCAACCGGUUGCGAUAGCUUUAAGUCUUUUUGGACAUCAUUUUGAUGAACAUUUACUGAGAAAUUUAAUUACUGCUCGGCAAAGAACAUUGGGUGAUCGUCCGUUUGAGUCUCUUAACGAUGUCAAAAAAUAUGGCAUCGAAACGACAGGCUCCGUAACUCAGUUGAUAAUGCAUCUACUUUCCGGUUCUCAUGAUGCUAAUGAGAUACCGCUUUCUGAAGAAGCAAUUCAAGCAGUCGAAUCAAUGUCACAUGCUAUUUCAAUUAUUACUUUAAUCAGAUCGACCAUGCCGUUAUUGUCAAGAGGGAUCUUUUUACUUCCCAAUGAUCUAAUGGAGAAAUAUCAGUUAAAUGCAGAUGACAUAUUGGGGAAUAAAAAGCAAAAUGCAAUACGUGAUUUAGUCAAGGAGCUUACUAAUAUAGCAGAGGAAGAACUUCUGAAAAGUCGACAAUAUCGUAAAAGCAUCAAACCAAAUUUACGACUAGCACUUAUGGCAAGUGGUGUAACGUUGGAUCAUUUAGUGAAAACGCUUCAUGAAAGCAACUAUAAUUUGCUGAAUACACGACUUCAACGUGGAUACGAUCUUCUCGCAUGGCGUUUUUGGUGGCGCAAAUUUCUUGGUCAUUACUGA